Panicum hallii is the source of this 5793-nucleotide messenger RNA. RefSeq names its product GRIP and coiled-coil domain-containing protein 2. The transcript has 8 exons. Bases 117 to 5474 code for a protein of 1785 amino acids. NCBI's taxonomy places the organism in Eukaryota, Viridiplantae, Streptophyta, Magnoliopsida, Poales, Poaceae. The record is from RefSeq and is a predicted model, not a curated record.
AUCGUCUCCACCGAACCAGACAUUCCACCUGAUACCCCUGCUCUUCCCCCGCGUCGCCGAACACCGAUGGCUUGAUCGGAUCCCCCCACCGGCCCAGAUCUAGCGCUGCCGCCGCCAUGGGCGAUCACUCCGACUCCGACUCCUCCCCCAAGUCCUCCUCCUCCUCGUCCUCCUCCCCCUCCGCCCGACGCCGCUCCUCGCCGCAUCGCGGCCGGGCCCACUCCGACGAGAGCGGCAGCAGCGACGGCGUCCUCGUCGAACUUCCCGCGCAGGAAGCGCGGAGCCCCGGGGCGGACCCGGACGGCGGCGUCCUCGUGAACAUGCCGGCCGACGACGCCACCAGCGGAGAGACCUUCGAGGACGCACCCGACGACCUCGCCGCCGCGGGCUCCCGCUCCGCCCGCGCGCUGGAUGAGUCCAUGGCCGUCAUCGACUUCCCUGAGGUGUCCAGCGCUGCCCCCGAGCUCCGCAAGUACCAGGAAGAGAAGGAGGCGUUUGCCCGCGAGGCAGUGGCACUCCGGAGGAUGCUACAGGAGAUGGUUGGGCAGGUAGCUUCUGUUUCGUUGCAUGGGGAGGACCUAGAUGAGACGCCAUUACAUUCGAUGCUGGACGACUGCUCGAGGCUUGUCCUUGAACUUAAUUCAGUGGCACGAGCCAGGGAGCAGGAGAUUGAGAGCCUACAUACGAGGGUUGCGGAGGCAGAGGUGUCAAAGGAGGUUGCUGAUGUAUACCUGGGUUCAUGGAGGGAAGGGUCUGAGCAAGUGGUUGGGCGGAUGCUUGCAUCAAUUGAUGCUGUGGUUGGGCAAGAUGAUGCCAGCUUUGAGGGUGCUGACCAGGAUGGGAUUUCUAUUCUGGAAAGAAAGACUUUGUCGCUAUUAGAGAAGUACAAGCAGGUCUCUAUGGGUAUUGAACAGCUUGAGCAAGUUUUAGCAGAGGUGAAGCCUGGUUUUGUGGCCACAGGGCAAGGUGACCUAGCUACCAUCUUAGGUAUUGUUACAGAGGAAUUGGUCAGUAGCAAGAGAAAUGAGGUGGAUUUCCUGCAGAAGCUGAACACUUUUGCUGAAGAGAAGAAGGCUCUUGCCGAUGAACUUGAGGAAGUAAAAGCCGCUCGAGAUGCAGCGAAUGCGGAGGCAAGCAAAGCUAAGGCAGAGUUUGAGCAGAUGGAGCAUAAGUUAUCAACAACCAAGGAGAAGCUCAGCAUGGCUGUUACGAAGGGCAAGUCACUGGUGCAGCACCGUGAUUCCUUGAAGCAGGCCUUGGCUGAAAAGACGGCUGAGCUUCAAAGUUGCAUGGCAGAGUUGCAAAAGAAGUCUGAUGCCUUGCAAGCAGCUGAGGGCACAGUUGAGGAGCUAAGGGUUUCUCUAGAUGAAAAGACGAUUGAGCAUGAGAAAUGCUUGGAUGAGCUUCGAGAAACGUAUAGUGCUUGGGAAGCUGCUAAGUCCAGCAUCGAGCAACUAAAUGAAGAAAACAGUGCCUUUACUUCUCUCCAGGCAUCCCUUUCACUAAAAGAUGGGGUUCUUCAACGCAUUGAAGAGAUCAUGUCGGAGGCAACAUUUCCAGAGGAUCUGCUUUCCUUGGAGAUGGCAGACAGGUUGGGAUGGUUAAUUGAGCAGAAGAAAAUUGCAGAUAUGAUCUUCUCAGAGCACCACAAAGUUAAAGGCAUUUUAAGCUCGGUUGACAUUCCACAUUCGGUUUUAACUGGUGAACUUGAUUCUCAGAUCAGCUGGCUUGUCAGCUCGCUGAACCAGGCCAAAGAUGAUGUAGCCCGGUUACAUAGUGAAUCUGCUGACAUGUUGGCUAGACUGGCUGCACAUGAAUCAAAGCUGGUUUCGAUGCAUGAGGAAAUUGACCGUUUGACAAUUGUGCUACUGGAAGAGAAACAGGAAAAAGACAUGCUUGUAAAUGAACAUUCAGAGUUGAUGUCCCUAUAUAAUGAUGCUAUUGAUAAAUUGUCUGUUGCCUCUUCACAGAAUAAUGAGCUGAUAAAGGCAUUUGCAGAAUUUUCUGAUGUCACAUUGGAAGGUAAUGAUCCUCUGGAUACUGCCAAAUUAGUACAGCAGAGCCUCAGCAACAUCCAACAAAGAACCAAAUCCUUUCCUAUUGGGACUGACAGUUUUGAGAAGCUGCAAACAUUUCUAUAUACCCUAGAUCAGGAAUCAUCACUAUGUAAGAUAAUUCUCGAGGAAGACAUAAUCGAUAGAUCUGUGAGGACUGGUGAACUGCAUAGAAUGAUGGAGGAAAUUCAUGUUCUGAAAAAUGAAAAGGACUUGGUGCAGGAGGAGCUCGAACGGGUGGAGGAGAGAUCAUCAUUGCUUAGAGAGAAGUUAUCAAUGGCUGUAAAGAAGGGGAAGGGUCUGGUACAUGAGCGUGAAGGACUCAAGCAAGUCCUCGAUCAAAAGAGCUCUGAAAUAGAGAAUUUGAAACAAGUUCUGGAAGGGAAGAACUCUGAGAUAGAGAAGCUUAAAUAUGCUCUAAAUGAAAAUAAAUCUGAAACAGAGAAUAUAAAAGAAGUUUUGGACAUAAAGAACUCAGAGAUAGAGAAGCUAAAACAUGCUUUGGAUGAAAAUAACUCCAUAACAGAUGAUUUGAAGCAAGCUUUGGACGGGAAAAACUCUGAGAUUGAAAGGCUUAAACAUGCUCUGGAUGAGAGUUGCAUGGAAACAGAAAAUCUAAACCAAGCUUUGAUUGAGAAAACCUCCGAAGCAGAUAAGAUAAAACAAGAGUUGGGUGCAAAGAACAUUGAUAUUGAGAAUCUAAGACAUGAGAUAGAAUCAAGAGAAUCUUCCAUGACAGACCUCAGAGAGCAUGUUGAGCAUGUAUCUUUGCAAUCUGCACAUUUUGAAAAGCUGCAAUUAGAUAUUGUUACCCUUAAUGAUGAAAAGGGAAAAGUAGAAAGCAUGUUGGAAGAAGCCAGAGCUUCCUUGGGCACUCUGUCUGAUUCAAUAUCAAGCCUUGCUCUUCCUGUUGAUCAGCCCUUUGAGGAGCCUAUGGAAAAAAUUAGCCAGAUUGCCCAAUACAUCCAGGAAUCUCAAGUUGCUAAGAGUUCUUUUGAUUAUGAGCUACACAAAGCAAAUGAGCAAAUUACCUUACAUGCUAGCAGGCUUUCUGACGCCCUUUCCACCAUAAAUGUGUUAGAAGAUGAAUUGAGAAAAGUAAAUGAUCAUAUUUCUUCCAUUUCUGAAGAAAAACGUCAAGUACAGUUGCAUACUGCUGCUAUAGAGGAGGAGUUGGAGAAAACAAAUGAGGAACUGGCUAUAAAUGUCAACAAACUUGAAGAUGCCAAUGCUACCAUUAAUUUACUGCAAGAUGAACUAUCACAGGCUAGAUCAAAUAUUUCUAUUCUUGAUGCUGAAAAGAAUGAAGCUGAAGUGAAACAUGAAACAGAAAUCAAUGCUCUUAAUGCUAAGCUAGCCAAAUGUUUGGAGGAGUUGGAUAGAACUCAUGGAAACUUACAAAGUCAUUCAACAGAACAUCAUGGUUACCUCGAGAAGCUUAGCAUGCUUGUAAUGGAUGACAGUCACUUAUCUCUGAUGGCUGAAGAAUUUGGAAAGACAAUCAACAGCUUGAGAGAGAUGGGCCUUAUUGUUAAAAGUAUGCAUGAGCAGCUUGCUGCAAAGGGCUUUCAGAAUGAUGCAGUUGCGGAGGAGUCCGAACUCUCAACACUUCUCUCUCUUCCAGAUUAUGAUAGCUUUGUUACAGAAAGAUUGGUCAACAGCAAAACUAGAAAAGGGAAUGUUGAUGAUACUUCGUCCUUCUCUACUAUUGUUGAACAGUUGAGCAGCCAAGCUGAAUACUUUUCUAGUUUUUCGAAAGAUUUGUCAUCCUACAUGAAUGGCAAUAUUAUGUUGGUGCUUCGUGCUCUGCAACUGGCGAGCAACAACUUUGCUCAUACUCUAGAAGAGCAUGGCACCUUGAAGAUUGAAUUGGGAAACAAGGAUGCUCAUAACAGAGCUCAAGAAUCUGAAGUGCUUUCUCUACAAAAAGAGCUGAGAGCAAUGUCAUCAAAAUGUAUUUAUUGCAUCCAGCAGAUUAAAAUUGUUUUUGAUGAUGUGGUUGAUCUAGGAUAUGCAAUAGAGUUGGCUACAGGCAGGUCAAGCACAAGAUCUGAACUAGAAGUAACUGUAUCUGAUCUGAUGGAUGAGGAUGCCAAUGAUUAUAAUAAGGUGGCUGAUGCUUUACUGUCUACGGUUACAAUUCUGAAGUCCAAAUCUGAAGAAUUAUCUGCUAUUAAGGGUUGUGUGAUAACUUCAUUGGAUGAGUUUAAAAUAAGGCUUAAACAAGCUGAAUCAGCUACUGAAAUUGCUGCACAUGACCACCAGUUGUUAUUAGAAAGGACAUGCAUGCUGGAGAAAGAGCUUGAAACAUUACAGGAUGAAUGCAACAGAAUGGAACUAAAGAUGCAGGAAUACCAGGAAAGGGAGGGUACAUUGAAGGCAAAGGAGUUAGAGUUGCUAUCACUUGAGCAUACUCAAAUUACAACCGACAGAGGUAAAACCGAAGAUGCAAUUUCAAAAAAUCAAAUGGAAGCCCUUCUUGAGAAGAUAAAUAAGUUAAACUUGCUGUCAGACGAGUCACAUUUGCAGAGGGAAGAGGCAGCAUUGCCUAGUCCAAUUGACAAAUUCUUUGCUGUCAUUGAUGGAUUCAGUGCACUUCAACGUGAGGUUGAGACCUUAAGAUAUGAAAAUGAAGAUUUACAGUUAAAUGUUGAAUCAUAUACUCGUGAAAUAGAACAGCUGAGGGAGGUUUCCAGAAAUAGUGAUUUGAAUAGUAGGGAGUUGGAGUCCAAAAGCAGUGAACUCCUUGAGGUAACCGUUAGUAUGGAGCGGAUGAUUCAGCGGUUAGGAUAUCUCGGAGGAAAAGAUUUAGUAGAAGAUAACAAACCUACUACCACACAAGCUCUCUUAUCGAAGCUGGAAAAACUAAUAAUUGCUUCAAGUACUGAAGCUGGGAAUGCUAAAUCCAUAAUACAGGAGCUAGGAGCAAAGCUGCAGUCCAGGGAAAAGGCAGUUGAUGAGUUGUCAACAAAAGUUAAGAUGCUUGAGAACUUGUACCAUGCACGACUCGCGCAACCAGAUUCUAGUAAAGACAGAUCAUUUGAAGCAUCUUCCUCAGCAAUUGGUUCAGAUGUGUCUGAGAUUGAAGAUGUGGGACCAAUGGGCAAGGCGUCAAUUUCAUCUGUCUCUACUGCUGCACAUGCUAGAACAAUGCGGAAGGGAUCAUCGGAUCAUCUUGUUCUUAAUAUUGGCUCAGAGUCAGAACGACUAAUUGCUUCACAGGAUUCAGACGACAAAGGGCGUAUAAAAUCACUACAUACAUCUGGCUUGAUUCCAGCACAGGGAAAGCACAUCGCUGAUAGGGUUGAUGCUAUCUGGGUCUCGGGGAGCCAAAUUUUGAUGAACCGGCCACGAGCGAGGCUAGGGCUUAUGGUGUACUGGCUCUUCUUGCACCUAUGGUUGCUGGGCAGCAUCUUGUGACACUACUCAUCAAUACCCAACCCACUUCAUAGCAUAACUGUAAAAUAGUAUUGGCAGUUUCUUCUUUCUUUCAUACCAUACAUGGUAGGUGGUACAAAUGCCAUUCUUUUCAUUUUCUCCCUCCUGCUCAGAUUUGUGCUUGAGCAGUAUAUGUUGAAAUUUCGCACAGGAAAUGUAAUGUGCAGAAAAUAACAUUAUCAUUCUUUGAAUCUUUGUUAUACUGAACAAGUGGUAGCAGUAGAUGUGGUCAUGUGGCCUCGAUGCCCUGCUGAUGUCCAUCAUCGUUAAUUCGUUGCUGGAAACGAAAGCAUUUGCAGUC